Molecule: messenger RNA, 1074 nt
Organism: Lichtheimia ornata
Lineage: Eukaryota; Fungi; Mucoromycota; Mucoromycetes; Mucorales; Lichtheimiaceae
Product: methionine aminopeptidase, type I
Exons: 10
Coding region: 1-1074 (357 amino acids)
Biological process (GO): proteolysis
Molecular function (GO): metalloaminopeptidase activity
Source: RefSeq, a predicted model, not a curated record
AUGGUUGAUACCACCGAACCCACUUGCUCGGCCGUCAGCUGCGAUCGACCCGCUCAUUUACGAUGCCCCACUUGUGUCAAGCAAGACAUUGUUGAAGGAUCUUCCUUCUGUUCUCAGGAUUGCUUCAAAAAGAGCUGGGGUGUUCACAAGGCAGCACACAAGAAGCAUCAAGGCACACAAUAUGAUCCAUACACCACGUUCCCUUAUACAGGAAAGUUGCGUGCAGUAUAUCCAUUAUCACCUCGACGUGCUGUUCCAGAUCACAUUCCUCGACCUGAUUAUGCUGAGGGUGGUAUUCCCACUUCUGAAAUUGCCAAUCGUCGCAGCAACCAAAUCAAAGUAUUGAACGCUGAAGAAAUUGAAGGCAUGCGGAAAGUCUGUAAGAUCACACGUGAGGUCUUGGAUAUUGCAGCUGCAGCUGUGCGCCCUGGUAUCACCACAGAUGAAAUCGAUCGCAUUGCCCACGAAGCUACCAUUGAGCGCGGCGCAUAUCCAUCACCAUUGAACUAUUAUUACUUUCCCAAGUCAUGUUGCACUUCUGUCAACGAGGUGAUUUGUCAUGGUAUUCCGGAUCAGCGUCCUUUGGAAGAUGGUGAUAUUAUCAACAUCGACAUCUCCUGCUACUAUGGUGGAUUCCAUGGUGAUAUGAAUGAGACAUACUGUGUUGGUAAUGUGAGCGAGACGGCACGCAAGUUGGUGGAUUGUACUCGUGAAUGUUUGGAUAAGGCAAUUGCUGCAGUCAAACCUGGUAUGCGAUACCGAGACUUUGGCAAGAUCAUUCAAGACCAUGCACACAAUAAUGGAUUCUCUGUGGUGCGCGCAUUUGUUGGACAUGGCAUCAAUCAACUUUUCCAUCCUCCACCUGAUGUUCCUCAUUAUGCCAACAACAAGGCUGUUGGAAUUUUGAAGCCUGGCCAUUGCUUUACUAUUGAGCCAAUGAUUUGUGAGGGUGAUCACCGUGAAGUGGUUUGGCCCGACGCAUGGACUGCAACAACCAAGGAUGGCAAGCUUUCAGCACAAUUUGAGCACACCUUGCUAGUUACUGAAGAUGGUGUUGAGAUCCUUACAAAAUAA